Messenger RNA from Rotaria sp. Silwood2, 1299 nucleotides. The record is from the annotation of a GenBank genome assembly. NCBI's taxonomy places the organism in Eukaryota, Metazoa, Rotifera, Eurotatoria, Philodinida, Philodinidae.
AUGCAAUAUAUUUAUGAAAAUAAUACUAAUGAAAAUUUGUUAUCACAAUGUAAUAAUGAAGUUUAUACUCAAUCUCCUCAAAUUCAUCAACAUUCUUUACAUGGUCAUUUUCAAUACCAACAUGAAAUUCAAUCAUUUUCUCCUCAACAAUCAUCAACAAGCGAUAUAGAUGAAACAUCACCACCACCAUCAUCUUCAUCGUCAUCACUCAAUAGAGUAAAUGAUAUAACAAGUAAUAAAAUAAUUAAGAAAAAGAAACAAACGAAAAAGAAACGUAAAGAUCCUAAUGAACCGCAAAAGCCAGUUUCUCCAUAUGCAUUAUUCUUUCGUGAUACACAAAAUGAUAUAAAAAAGAAAUUAUCUAAUCCAUCAUUUGGAGAAAUCUCAAAAGUUGUUGCACAUAUGUGGGAAAAUAUUGAACCAGAAAUUAAAGAACAAUAUAAAUCUAAAGCAGCUGCAGCUAAAAAAGAAUAUUUAAAACAACUAGCUGCAUAUCGUGCUGUUCAAAUUUCAAAUCAAACACCAAAUAUGUGUCAUCUUCUUAAUCAAACAUCUUUACCAUUUGAUUCACAUGGAAUUCAACAGCAAUCAAAACAAUAUCAUACUGGAUCUAUGAUAAAUAAUAAUCAUCAUUCACUUCAAUCAUUUUGUCCAUCAUCAUCUAUUCAAUAUCAAAAACAACAAUAUAAUCAUUGUCAUUAUAUCAAUCCUUAUGUUCAAGAUACUUCAAAUGUAUAUCAUUCGGAUCAUCAAGUAUAUUUUUCUAAUCCUAGUCAUCAAAAUUAUUCUUCAUAUGAUUCAAAUAAUAAUUAUUCCGAUUAUCAACAAUAUGGCUUACUUCGACCAGUUAUUGAAUCUGAACAUUAUUCAUCUUAUUAUUCUCAAUCAUCAGUUGAUAAUGAACAUAUAAAAACAAAUGAAAAUUUAAUACAUAAUUUACAUAAUAAUAAUAAUAAUGUAUCACAGUAUACAGAUCUUACUCCUGUGACAAAUGGACAUCAUGAAAAACAUUAUGAUUAUAUGAAUAACGUUCAUCAUGGAUUGAAUGAUAAAAAACAAGAUGAUUAUUCAUCAUUAUUACCAAUUAGUAAUGAAAAUAAUUUUCAUUGGAAUCAAGCAUUAUCAACUGUCGCCGAUACUACAGUAUCUUCUACAAUAAAAUGUAAACGUGUCGGAUGUGAAAAUUCUUCUAUUGAUCAUCCUGAAUGGGACGGAGAAUAUUGUAGCACACAAUGUCUAUCAGUUUUUUGCAAAGAAGCAUUUGAACAAUGGGUAAAGAAGCAACAAUCAAUGUCUUGA